This is a messenger RNA of Photinus pyralis (common eastern firefly), 1133 nucleotides long. RefSeq names its product calcium/calmodulin-dependent protein kinase kinase 1-like. Gene Ontology annotation, biological process: CAMKK-AMPK signaling cascade; activation of protein kinase activity; protein phosphorylation. The transcript is spliced from 3 exons. The record is from RefSeq and is a predicted model, not a curated record. Gene Ontology annotation, molecular function: protein kinase activity; ATP binding. NCBI's taxonomy places the organism in Eukaryota, Metazoa, Arthropoda, Insecta, Coleoptera, Lampyridae. Bases 348 to 1133 code for a protein of 261 amino acids.
UCAAUUAUUUAAUGUAAAAUAAAGGAUGUUUGCGACUCAUUUCGAACUGAAAGGUAAUCCGUUUGAAGGUAGUCUCAUAACUUGAUCUAAAUUUAAUAUCAGUUUGCAAUUUAGAACUUAAAUUUAACCUCCCAAUUCGAACUAGACGUUUCAACUUUCAAUUAUUUAAUGUAAAAUAAAGGUUGUUUGCGGUUCAAUUCAAACUGAAAUCUAAUCCGUUUGAAGGUGGUCCCAUAAUUGACCUAAAAUUAAUUUCAGGUUGCAAUUUAGAACUUAAAUUUGAAAUUUAAGCUCCCAAUUCGAACUAAAGGUUUCAACUUUCAGAAAACUUAAGUAGACUAACGGCUAUGUUUCAGGCGAUGAAGAUACUAUCGAAGAAGAAGCUGGUGAAGAAAGCAGGAAUGUUCGGUAGGCUGCCUCCCAGAUGGAUUGCGAAAUCGUGCGAUUCCGAAAUGCUGACACCUCUCCAGAGGGUGUAUAGGGAAAUCGCCGUACUUAAGAAAUUAGAUCAUCCGAACGUAGUGAAAUUAGUCGAGGUGCUUGACGACCCCGAAGAGGACCAAUUGUAUUUAGUUUUCGAAUUGUUAGAAAAACCCAUUUUAAAUGUACCAACAGACGAACCUCUAUCGGAAAAUAAUACGUGGCAUUAUUUUCGAGAUGUGAUACUAGGAAUUGAAUAUUUACACUAUCAGAGAAUUAUUCAUCGAGACAUCAAACCCGCCAAUCUCCUACUGACCGAUUCGGGAAGGGUUCAGGUCGCCGAUCUGGGCGUCUGUAACGAGUUCGACGGUUCCGACGCGUACCUUUCGACGACCGUGGGAACGCCCGCGUUUAUACCACCGGAGGCGCUCAGGGAAGGUCAGAACGACGGUUUCAGUGGCAAGGCGGCAGACAUUUGGUCGAUGGGAGUCACGUUAUACUCGCUCGUGUACGGAAGAACGCCGUUCAUCGAGGAGAACAUAAUAUCUCUUUAUUCUCGGAUCAAAAGUCAUCCCGUCGAGUUUCCGGCGACCCCUCACAUAUCUUCGUCUUUAAGAAACCUCAUUCUAAGUAUGCUAGUCAAGGAUCCGAAGCAGAGGAUUACGCUGCCCGAAAUUAAGGUAUCGAUCGUUACCUACCCUCUUAACCUGUAG